Messenger RNA from Eleginops maclovinus (Patagonian blennie), 1900 nucleotides. It is a transcript of the gene srpx, whose product is annotated as sushi-repeat containing protein X-linked. Lineage: Eukaryota; Metazoa; Chordata; Actinopteri; Perciformes; Eleginopidae. The coding region runs from base 57 to 1409 and encodes 450 amino acids. The transcript is spliced from 10 exons. The record is from RefSeq and is a predicted model, not a curated record. Gene Ontology annotation, biological process: phagolysosome assembly.
CUGGAAGUUUUCCUGCGAGCUCCUUCUUCACAUGUUGAAGAGUCCCGCUCAUCGACAUGGACAUGUGGCCGCUGGUGCUCCUGUUCGUGCAGCUCUGCUUCUGCUCCGGGUAUGAAGGGUCAGGACAAUACGCCAAUGGAGACGAUGAGGACUGGCAUUCUCGUAGAUAUAAAGGGACACCGUGGUGUGCGCCUGUUAAGUUGAAACAUGGAGACGUGAGCUGUCGUGCGCCCAGAGGAGAACACUACAGGAACGUGAUGGGGACUCGCUGUAAAAUCCGCUGCAAGCAGGGAUACGAGUCCCAGAACUCAGAGGUGGUGUGUAUGGCCAACAAGCAUUGGUCCUCUAACUACGCCUGCCGAGAGAUCCGCUGCCCCAAGCUGAGCAUGCCCGCUAACGGCGGGUACAAGUGUUCAGACGGCUCCUACUUCAACUCUCGCUGCGAGUUCAUCUGCUCCCCUGGAUUCAGUCUGAAGGGCUACAAGACGGCAACCUGCCAGCACAACAAGGUGUGGAGCGCUGAAGUCCCCAUCUGUGUUGAUAUGGAUUCCCCAAAAAUCAAGUGUCCUACUGUGAAGGAUAAGUGGGCAGAGCCUGGAAAACUGACAGCGAGGGUGAGCUGGGACACACCCGAGGGUGUAGACACUGCAGACGGCAUCCUUACAGACGUUAUCCUGAAAGGGAAACCUCCGAAAUCAGACUUCCCGGAGGGGCUCCAUAAAAUCUCCUACACUGUGUUUGACCGUGCAGGGAACAAAGGAUCCUGUCGCUUCACUGUCAGAGUGCGAGUGCGCCGCUGCAGCCCGCUGUUUGCCCCAGACAACGGUUAUAUGAAGUGUGACAGUGACGGAGACAACUACGGAGCCUCUUGUGAGUUCAAAUGCACCGGCGGCUACGAGCUGCAGGGCAGCGCGGCCAGAGUGUGUCAGUACGGCUUCACCUGGUCCGGCUUAGACACCACCUGUACAGCCAUGAACAUUAACGUGGGAGUGCGUACAGCUGCUGCACUGCUGGAUCAGUUCUAUGAGAAACGACGGCUUCUCAUUAUCUCGGCCCCAACGGCUGCCAAUCAUAAUUACCGCUUCCAGAUGACUAACUUACAGCAUGCUCAGUGUGGACUGGACCUGAGGCACGUCACAGUGAUUGAGCUGGUUGGGACUUACCCUGCUCAAAUUGGCCGAAUUCGACACAGACUGCUCCCUCCACCAUUGUCCCUGCAAGUCAGGUUACUGCUCCAGAUUCCUCAAAGGUCUUUCCAAAUGGUGCUGGUCGACAAACAGGGCAUGGAUAAGCAGCGCUACCCGUUCCCGAUCACAGCAGCUGAAUUAUUCACCACCAUCGACACCUUCCCCCUCCGCAAGGAUGAGAUGGUGCUACAGCAGGAAGCGGGCCAGACGUGUCAAUCAUAAAACACAUCAACGGACUGUCAGCCAUCUUUGAUCCUUCCCCUCCUCCGAAACAGCAGACCGUCACACACUCCUACCUGAAAUCAUUCAGGCCUGUUUCCAGAAGGUGUGUGAGUGCGUGUGUGUGUGUGUGUGUGUGCGUGCGUGUGCUGUUCUGAAGCAUUAUUGAGGUUUACUAAAUGGAAGGGGUCAUACAGUACAUUACAAUCAUAUUGAUUCCUGUGUCUUGUCUAUCUUUAUGUUUUAUUAUUAUUAUUUUUUAAUAUUUUCAAAAGCCAUAUGUUUUACUAUUUUUUACAAAAAAGUAUUUUUACUGUAUGAACUGGGAAACUUUUCACCUGUCUAAUAUUUAUGUCUCACUUCUUUUUAAUAAUGAAAGUACACUCUCUGGAAUACUGUAUGUGUGUUUUUUGUACAGGACAGUGAUCUUGCUGUUAGUACGCUGUACAUCUACGUCAGAAUCUACAAGACACAGAUUAAAUAUGUCUAUCGGC